This is a messenger RNA of Cavia porcellus (domestic guinea pig), 6373 nucleotides long. It is a transcript of the gene Fzd5, whose product is annotated as frizzled class receptor 5. Bases 799 to 2556 code for a protein of 585 amino acids. NCBI's taxonomy places the organism in Eukaryota, Metazoa, Chordata, Mammalia, Rodentia, Caviidae. The transcript is spliced from 2 exons. Gene Ontology annotation, cellular component: plasma membrane. Gene Ontology annotation, biological process: canonical Wnt signaling pathway; non-canonical Wnt signaling pathway. The record is from RefSeq and is a predicted model, not a curated record. Gene Ontology annotation, molecular function: Wnt receptor activity; Wnt-protein binding.
GCCCGGCCCGGACUUUGUCGCCGCUGCACGCCGCUCGGUGCCAGCGGGAGGUAGGCGGAGGGGCGCAGAGCGCGGGGAGGAGCCGAGCCGGGCGCGUCCCGAGCGCCGCCACUGCCCCGGGUGUCUGCUGGAGCGCGGAGCCCCCUGCAGGGGAGCCGGGGAGCGGCUGGCUGAGGCGGGCGCUUACCGUGCAGCCCCGGCCCGGCCGGCGCGACUGUUGGAUCCCCGGCCGCGCACCGCCUUGCCCCGCCAGGUGCCGCGGGGCUCAUUCGGCCUGUGCCCCCACCCGACUCCCCGCGGCCUGUCCUCGCCCCGCGCCGCUCGGGCCAUGAGGGGGGCUCCAGAGGAAAGGACGGCGAGAGACUGGCCUGCGCCGGCCGAGCUCGGAGGGCGCUUCGCUCUCUGAGCCGCCCCACCUGCUAGCAUGUGUCGCCGCCGCGGUGACCCGGCCUGUCGCUAAACUUUCCCCGCUCCGGCGCGCCCGGGAUCCCGCUUCUGAGCGGAGUGACCGGGGAUCAGGCUGGCUGCGGACUUCGGCCCUCUCGGCGGGAUCCCCAGAGAGUCCUUCCCCUGGGAUCGGAGCCCGACUGUCCCUCCCCGGCCCCAUCCUGCGAGGAGCCACAGCGCCUGGCCGAAGCAGUUUGUCUCUGGACAGAUUUCUUUAAGAGAAAAAGAAACCAACAGGUUGUCAGCCCCGGCGCCACGCGCGGCGCCCGGGAGGGGGCAGCCCCGCACUCCUCGGCCUGCGUGGGCCCCGCGCAAGGCGCGGGAGGCCGAGGUCGGGCGGGGGCGGGGGCGAUGGCGCGGCCGGACCCAUGCGCGCCUCCCUCGCUGCUGCUGCUGCUCCUGGCACAGCUGGUGGGCCGGGCGGCGGCAGCGUCCAAGGCCCCGGUGUGCCAGGAAAUCACGGUGCCCAUGUGCCGCGGCAUCGGCUACAACCUGACGCACAUGCCCAACCAGUUCAACCACGACACGCAGGACGAGGCGGGCUUGGAGGUGCACCAGUUCUGGCCGCUAGUGGAGAUCCACUGCUCGCCGGACCUGCGCUUCUUCCUGUGCUCCAUGUACACGCCCAUCUGCCUGCCGGACUACCACAAGCCGCUGCCGCCCUGCCGCUCGGUAUGCGAGCGCGCCAAGGCCGGCUGCUCUCCGCUCAUGCGCCAGUACGGCUUCGCCUGGCCGGAGCGCAUGAGCUGCGACCGCCUGCCGGUGCUGGGCCGCGAUGCCGAGGUCCUGUGCAUGGAUUACAACCGCAGCGAGGCCACCACGGCACCCCCCAGGUCCUUGGUGCCCAAGCCUACCCUCCCGGGCCCGCCAGGAGCCCCCUCUUCCAGGGGGGAGUGCAGUGGGGGCGCCCCGGCAGUCUGCACGUGCCGUGAGCCCUUCGUACCCAUCCUGAAGGAGUCUCACCCACUUUACAACAAAGUGAGGACCGGCCAGGUGCCCAACUGCGCAGUGCCAUGCUACCAGCCGUCCUUCAGCGCUGACGAGCGCACGUUUGCCACCUUCUGGAUCGGCCUGUGGUCGGUGUUGUGCUUUCUCUCCACAGCCACAACGGUGGCCACCUUCCUCAUUGACAUGGAGCGCUUCCGAUACCCCGAGCGCCCCAUCAUCUUCCUGUCGGCCUGCUACCUGUGCGUGUCGCUGGGGUUCCUGGUGCGCCUGGUUGUGGGUCACGCCAGCGUGGCCUGCAGUCGGGAGCACAGCCACAUCCACUAUGAGACCACAGGCCCCGCGCUGUGCACCGUUGUCUUCCUGCUCGUCUACUUCUUCGGCAUGGCCAGCUCCAUCUGGUGGGUCAUCCUCUCACUCACCUGGUUCCUGGCCGCAGGCAUGAAGUGGGGCAACGAGGCCAUCGCGGGCUAUGCGCAGUACUUUCACCUGGCCGCCUGGCUCAUCCCCAGUGUCAAGUCCAUCACAGCGCUGGCGCUGAGCUCCGUGGACGGCGACCCCGUGGCUGGCAUCUGCUACGUAGGUAACCAAAACCUGAACUCGCUGCGCGGCUUCGUGCUGGGCCCGCUGGUGCUCUACCUGCUGGUGGGCACACUCUUCCUGCUGGCGGGCUUCGUGUCGCUCUUCCGCAUCCGUAGCGUCAUCAAGCAGGGCGGUACCAAGACAGACAAGCUGGAGAAGCUGAUGAUUCGCAUCGGCAUCUUCACGCUGCUCUACACAGUGCCCGCCAGCAUCGUGGUCGUCUGCUACCUGUACGAGCAGCACUACCGCGAGAGCUGGGAGGCGGCGCUCACCUGCGCCUGCCCGGGCCGCGACGCCGGCCAGCCGCGCGCCAAGCCCGAGUACUGGGUGCUCAUGCUCAAGUACUUCAUGUGUCUCGUGGUGGGCAUCACGUCCGGUGUCUGGAUCUGGUCCGGCAAGACGCUGGAGUCGUGGCGCCGCUUCACCAGCCGCUGCUGCUGCCGGCCAAGGCGCGCUCACAAGGGCGGCGGUGGCGCCGUGGCCGCCGGGGACUACGAGGCGAGCGCCGCGCUCACCGGCAGGACCGGGCUCCCGGGCCCCGCCGCCACCUACCACAAGCAGGUGUCCCUGUCGCACGUAUAGGAGCCCGCCCGCCGGGGACCCGCGGGGGAGGGGCGGCCGGGCUGCUUUCCAAGGUCACUUCCGUUUACCGCCGUGGUGUUGACGCCCCCUCCCGGGGGACCCAGGCGGCCUCCGAGGGGCGCAGCUCUUGGGCGUGGUUUUGCGUUUCUUACUGCCGACUUGAGAGAAGCCCUCUUUUUAAUUUAUAUGUAGGUUUAAUUUUUAAACUUUGUUGCAUUUUGGCAACACCAUUUACCUUUGUUUUGGGGGGUGCUUUGCAGUCUUGAGGUGGGCGUUGUGAUGAGUUUCCGCGUGGCUCAGUUGUCUGUGAACCGUGUGGUUUGCGAUGGGAAAACACGUUUCCUAAGCGUGUCCUUUGGAAAAAAUGUGAACAGUGGAAGUUGGGGUCGCCGUGCCGGGGAGGCGCGGAGGGCGGCUCUCCUGCCUAGGCUUCGCGCCCGAGGAGCCCCGGGCUGCUGGCCGCUUCCUGUGUCCCCCCACCCCACCCCACCCCACCCCACCCCUGCCUGGCGCUCGGGGAUUCCGCUUGCAUCCUGAACUCUGCGUAGGGAGCUCUGGCUUCGUCGCGCACGGCGGAGCCCUCGGCCCGUCCUGAGUGGGGUGGGGAGUGUCUGGGUGCCCAUGUAAACACUGCCGCAGGGAGAGCCCGGGGUGAGCUUGGAACCGGGCAGAGGGAGCCAAUGGUUCCUGGUCAGCUCCGCUGAUCCCUUAUUAUUUCCUUUUUAAAAGAACUUGUGUUACAGUCUCGGUGGGAGUAAGCCCACACCCUUUUUAAAAAGCGCUAGGGAUCAUCACUAAAAGGGGCUCCCUUUUUAGAAAGCUGAGGGACUAAAACGGACGUGCCUGCAGGAAUUAAAGCACAGUUCCAGUGCUGCUCUUAUCUGCCCCCCCCCCCUUUAUCAUGCUAAGCAGCCUCUUGCUUUUCUUAUUCCUCGCUCCUGGCGAGUUUGAUUAGAAACCACACCCACCUGGAGCCGUGCGCGCAGCCUGGGGGAGGGCAGCCGCUACCUGGGAGCGCCUCUGGCCGCUGGGAAGGAAAACAAGUGUGACCCUGAGCUGGGCUGGGCUGGUUUGGGGCCAGAUGUCCCCAGAGCCUCAAGGCGCGCAAUCCAGAAUCUCAGAAAACAGUCGAAACCCACAACAUCACUGCGUACGCCCUCAGAUAUCAUCAGCUCUUGUUGCGUUGAGAAGAAAACUUUACUCCGCUUUCUGUUCCUGGUCCUCUUCUAAGUAAGCUCUUACGCUGAUGCGCCCACACACACUCGCUCCUUUGCUGUCGCCAAAUUCAGCUCGCUUUCCUCAUCUGUGUAACGGUCCUCCCUGCAUGUGUGCAAGCUUGCACACUGACAAACAUGCCCGAGCACACGCAAGCUGCUGUUCGCUCUGUUUGCCUCCCUAGUCUGUUCAAAUGCGCCCCAGGCCGUGGCUGGGGGAGGGGCGGCAGCGCCACAGCGGCAGACAAAACACCCGAGGACAGGACUGGCUGGGGACUGGGCUGAAGGGACCCUAAAUGGCCCAAGCCAUUGCUAGGGAAACAACCGAAAACUUGGCCCUCCAGCUUCAUUUGCACCGAAGUUGGAAAUGUAAAAUUUCAGCCUGGGCUAAUUUUACUGCAUGGGUGUUGAGUAGAUAAGUGGGAAUUUAAAUACUUAGCUGGUGGAGAGACAUCUCCUCCUCAGCUGAAAGACCUUUUAAAAGCUGCUGAUAUUUCUUUUAAAAACCAGCUGGAUCAAAAUUAAAGUUUUGGUGGAUUCCAGGAAACCUAGCACCCGUAGCUGGGAGCUUUGUGCUUGUAUUUUCCGUAUUCCUUUCCAGAAGCCUCUUCCUCGAAGCUUGCAGUAGGGCCCCAGACCCUCUUCCAUCCUCAGUGAGGACCUUCCUGAGCGCCUUGACCUCUGUCUCCUUUGGUCUUCCUGGGAUCUGCUAUCUUUGGUCACUGUCCCUGGCAUGCGCUGGGAGAUGCUCUGGAGGUCUGGUUUCAGAGGCACCCUUCCAUGUCCUCUCUCCUCUCCUCGGCUUUCCCACUUCCUUUCCGCCACCCUGGAAGAGGAAGAUCCCACUUGGUCCUCUCAGGCCUCACUGACAUCCUCACCUUGACUGCCGAGAGGGUGUCUGCGUUUAUUUACAGCUGUCUUCCUCCCAGACUCACUUUGCUCCACUCUGUGAUGAAAACAGCCAGCAUGACAGGCUAGGGGAAGUCCAGCCACUUCUUCUCAGGCAGCUUGGCAAAGUUGGGGAGGACUCAGGCCCACCUUCACACGCCAUGACGCCUCCAGGCUGCUGGGCAACCCUCCGUGUAAAGCGCCACCUGUGCCCUGGGUGAAGGGGCGGAGCUUUGGGAGAGUGUCACUGACGGCAGCUGGGCCUCGGGAAUCGGGUGGGCACCAAGUAGGCAGUUCUGAGAGUUUAUAUCGUGUUCCUCCUCCCGUUUUGAAGCUGUCUGAAAUCCUUUCUAUGGGUGCCUUAUUGGUUAUUCUGUCGAGAUUUUCAUAUGACCACCACCAGUGGCCAGGGCCUGUGUGUGUGUGUGUGUGUGUGUGUGUGUGUGUGUGUGUGUGUGUGUAAAAUUGUGUGCAUGUGCAAGCUUAAAUCGUGUGCCAACAGCCCUGUUGCAGAGCUGGUGUUCAUUAGGCUGGGCCCUCCUGGGCCCGGGCCGCACUCCUCUGGGCUCAGGCUGUGGGGAGAAGCCUGGGGCACACGCAGCUCCUUCAGAGCUGCAGGCAGAAUGGGACCCCCACCGCUCGGAAGAGCAGUUGUGUAUUUUAAUGAACUGCUCCCCCUGCUAAGAAGCUCCUUUCACUUUUGUGUGCUACAGAAAGACCAACGGGAAAGGAGGGACAAAGCUUUGAAUGACUGCUUUCUAACACCGAAUGUGCAGGCUCGAUGGAGUGUAGCACAGAUCUGGGCAGGUGCCGGGAGCAGGAGCUGGGCGUGGCCGCUGCCUCUGUGGGCCCUUGCUGGUCUCCAGAGUUCCAGCAAGGGAUCCUGGGCUGGGCAGGACAGUUCUCUAAGUUGCCAAGACAUUAAAGAAGGGCAGAAGUAGGCUGAAUGGAAGCAGCCGUGCUGACUGCAAACUGCAAACUAACAUAAGCUUCUAGAUGCUUGACGACAGUGACAGGAUUUCCUUUCGGCCAGCAUAAUGUGUGUCUGUGGUACAUCAUUUACAACAUGUCCCUUCGUGUUGCUCCCCACUGUGUGUAUAGUAUGUGUGUCUUGCCAGUGUGUGUACAUAUACAUAAUAUAUAUUAUAUAUAUGAGAGGUUUAGUGACUUUCCAUACGGGUUUGGUGCAGGUGAAUCUAUUACUGAGCCACAGGAGGCGCUCGCCGCGCCGGUAGCUGGAGUCCAGGGCCUCCGACCCUUGGGAUGAUGUCCAUGUCUUCGGGGUGCCCGCCCGUCCAGUGCUGGCCAGGCCAGGACAGCCAGAACUCACAAGUCAGAGCCAGCAGUAUUUUAUUUGUAGACAAUCAACUCGAAUCUAUAAAUUAUUACUGGCAAAUGAUUAUAAUUCUGAAUCUAUAAUGCUCAUGAAACUCAGAGCAUCCUGAUGAGGUUUUAUCAUUUUCUUUUGUUCCUGGAAGUCAGUAGCAAUUAUCUGUGGUUAUGUUAGUCUCAAGAUAACUUGUUGACAUUAUUUCAGAGAAAUUUUGUAUGUAUUAUAUUUGUGGGAAGGUAAAAUAAUGGUUUGAGAUUUUUAUCAAAUAUGGAGAUUAGUUAUUUAUGAAAAACAAAGAAAUGUCUAUUUUUGUUUCUUUGUUCCCAAUUAAUGUAGAUAACUUUUUAAAAAUGCAUUAAAGCAAUGGUAAAGAAAAUUAAAA